AUGUCAAAGCUCAUGGAACCAUUAACUGUAGGGAGAGUGGUGGGAGAGGUGGUUGACAGUUUCACCCCAAGUGUUAGAAUGAAUGUAAUCUACAACUCUAGCAAAAAGGUUGCCAAUGGCCAUGAGCUCAUGCCUUCUGUUAUUAUCUCUAAACCCCGAGCAGAGAUUGGUGGGGACGACAUGAGGAUUGCUUAUACACUAAUUAUGACAGACCCGGAUGCUCCAACCCCUAGCGAUCCAUAUUUAAGAGAACAUCUCCACUGGAUGGUUACAGAUAUUCCUGGCACCACUGAUGCUUCUUUUGGAAAAGAAACUGUGGCCUAUGAGUCUCCGAAGCCAGCAGUUGGCAUCCAUAGGUACGUCUUCCUGUUGUUCAAGCAGAGAGGAAGACAAACAGUGAGGCCUCCAGCCACAAGAGACCAUUUCAACACAAGAAAAUUCUCAGAAGAGAAUGGUUUGGGUCUACCAGUGGCUGCAGUGUACUUCAAUGCACAGAGAGAAACUGCUGCAAGAAGAAGAUGAUUCAAGCAAAGAUAGAAUAAAUCAUUAAGAAUAAUAAUGGGACGUCUUCCUCUAUCAGCCAUAUAUAAAGAUUGUUUUCAGUUUCCAUGUUGCGGGUCUUAUCACCAUAGUUUCAGAGUCUGGCACGGGGUAUUAUACAGUGCUGCGUGAGAUUGUGUUUGGUUGUUUAACCUACUCAAUUCAUCUUGUUGAUACUGAAAAAAUCACACAACAGGCCCGAAUGGUAGAAAGAGUGAUAAUUCUCGACUUGCUGUGAAGAUUCGGGUCUUGAUCGGUAUGAUUUGGAGCUCUUGAUAAUGGUCUGAUGCGACUGUACGGUAUUAGUGCAUACAUUCAUAGUAGUGAAAGUAAAAUAAGCAUAGAGUAAACAACGAGAGAGACCAAUUUAUGUGGUUCGAUAUAUUAUCUAUGUUCAUAGGGCAUUU
Molecule: messenger RNA, 947 nt
Organism: Juglans regia (Persian walnut)
Lineage: Eukaryota; Viridiplantae; Streptophyta; Magnoliopsida; Fagales; Juglandaceae
Product: CEN-like protein 1
Exons: 4
Coding region: 1-522 (173 amino acids)
Biological process (GO): vegetative to reproductive phase transition of meristem; flower development
Source: RefSeq, a predicted model, not a curated record